Pseudomassariella vexata is the source of this 1311-nucleotide messenger RNA. RefSeq names its product 3',5'-bisphosphate nucleotidase. Gene Ontology annotation, biological process: sulfate assimilation. NCBI's taxonomy places the organism in Eukaryota, Fungi, Ascomycota, Sordariomycetes, Amphisphaeriales, Pseudomassariaceae. The transcript has a single exon. Gene Ontology annotation, molecular function: 3'(2'),5'-bisphosphate nucleotidase activity. Bases 48 to 1163 code for a protein of 371 amino acids. The record is from RefSeq and is a predicted model, not a curated record.
CUUUAACUGCAUUACCCCACCUCAUCACCACCACCACCACCACCACUAUGGAUAGCCCCUACGCCCAGGAAAUCAAAACGGCCAUCAUCGCCAUCCAAUCCGCCGCCCAACUGUCCCAAGGCAUUCUCACCUCCAGCGACAAAGGCACAAUCUCCAAAGAUGACCUAAGUCCCGUGACCGUAGCCGACUUCGCCAUUCAAGCCCUGCUCACUUCUACCUUACACGCUGCCUUCCCCAACGAUGGCUUCGUAGGUGAAGAAUCCGCCGAUGAACUGCGCAGUAAUGAAGUCCUGAGGACACGGGUGUGGGAAUUACUCCAAACACUUACCCUGCGUCCGCAGAAUCAGGCUGUGGAUGUGGACCAGCCAAAAUGCAUCCUACCCACCACACCCGAAGAAAUGUGCGACCUAAUCGACCUCUGCGGCACGGGCGUCCCCGGUGGUCUGGACGCAGGGAGGAAAUGGGUAUUCGACCCCAUUGACGGAACCAAAACCUUCGUCCGUGGCGAGAUGUACGCGAUUAACGUUGCCUUGCUGUCGGGAGGUCAGCAAGUUCUCUCCAUAGUCGGAUGUCCUACUCUGUCCAUUGAAGCCACUGCGCCGGUGCGGAAUGAUACGCUUGAUCCCAAGGGGGAGGGGUGUAUUGUAUUCGCUGCAAGGGGGCAUGGGACAUGGGUGCGGGUUUUGAAGAAGAAGGGUGGGGCGGAUGACCAUGAGCCGAAGAGGGUACCGGCGCAUGCCCUCACGGCAAGUAAGUCGGAUCUACGCUCAGUGUCGUGCGUGCACCUCCUCGAAUCCGGUAUAGACACCGCCCACGAAGAAGUCGCCGCGCGACUUGGCGUCUCUUUCCCGGGCUGCGAUCUACUGGGCUGGGUACCGCGGUGGGUGGUGCUCGCGCUGGGACUGGCCAAUAUGACGACGUGGGUGUACAAGACGCGGGCGCGGCACGGCAAGGUGUGGGAUCACGCCGGGGCGAUGCUGUUGUUUGAGGAGGUUGGGGGAAAGAUCACGGAUGUGGAUGGGAGGGGUAUCGAUUUGAGCGUCGGCAGGAAGAUGACUAGUAACUAUGGGUUUGUGGCGGCGCCGAGGGCGUUGCAUGCGGAUGUUUUGAAGACGGUGCAUGAGGUGUUGAGGGAGCAGGGGAAGGGAGAUUUGCUGGCUUGAGGAAAAUAGCCAGGUAUAUUGACCGCGAUGGCUUGUCGAUGAUGCAGCGCUGAUAUCUUCAUAUCUACCUCCUGUGGGUCUCCAGCCUGCUAUCUUCACUCUCUGUGAUUAGACUUUGGAGGGACCGAUAGCGGGUUAGUCUACGAAG